AUGCCUAAAUCGAAGAAACCCCAAAAGAAGCUCACCUUUGAAGAAAGAGAAUCAAUGAACAAAGCGGACAUUAACCAUCACCUCGAACCAAACUCAAAAGCAAAGUACGAAUCCGGUGCAAACCGGUUCCAAAGGUAUUGCGAAGAUCAAGACAUUCCAGUCUGCCACUUCAUUUCGAUUGUUUCGAGGGAACUACUCCCAGCAACUGUUGGCAAAUACCUCACCGGCAUAGCCUACAUGAUGCGAGCCCAAUAUCCUUGGGUCGACCAACCGUGGACCAGAGCUAAGGCAGUAAUCACUCUUGACAAACCUGAUCAAGAGCAGCAUAGAGAAGUACCCACUCGCGGUUCCUAG
This is a messenger RNA of Melampsora larici-populina 98AG31, 354 nucleotides long. RefSeq lists its product as uncharacterized. The record is from RefSeq and is a predicted model, not a curated record. Lineage: Eukaryota; Fungi; Basidiomycota; Pucciniomycetes; Pucciniales; Melampsoraceae. The transcript has 3 exons. Bases 1 to 354 code for a protein of 117 amino acids.